CAGUUUUGGCUUCCAGUAUUGGCCUCAUUGGACCUAGCUGUCUUGUGUUUUACUGCUAGACUAGAAGGCCUUUUAUGUAGGUAACAUUUCCUUCUGUUUCUUUGGCAUAGUUAUUUUUUAGGGCCAUGAUAACCAUAAUACAGAAAAUAAAUAGGAGUAUAAUACCAUGUGAUACAGCAAGCACUCUACAAAUCUUCAAUAAAUGUGGGAAAUCUGAAUGUAGCCUCAUCUUAAAAUGAUAGCAUUUAAUACAAUUCAUGUUAAUGAAAUAUUAAAAUGAAUUGUAUUAAAAGAUUAAUAAAUUUAUUCUGGCGUCCUUAAUUUUAAUUAGAAAUGUUAAUAUUGAAACUCUGUGAAUGGCAAAGGCAAAAAUAUCGACUGUCAUUACUUGGCUUAAGUUGUAUUUUGGAGUAGAAAUCAGUGCCAGUAAUAGGCUUUUACUUUUUAGAAUGGAAUCAUUCAGAAAUAAAAGAGCCUUUGUCUUAUUAUGAGACUGUUUAGCCUGAAAUUUCACUUUAUGAAGUGAAUGCUAACUACAUUUUCAAGCUAUCAAGCACAGUAUUCAGAAUUAAUGAAUACGUCUUUUAAUGCUCUUUUAUCCAUAUAUAGAUCAGAAGAAUGUUGUAGGAAUGGUUGAGAAUAAUGUUAGGUACAGAUGGACCCUAAAAUUAGAAAUCUGUUUAUCAUAUUUAUAACACUGAAACAUAAGCACCUGCUUUAUGACAGUCUGUAAAGUACAAAAGGAUUCCAUAUUGUUUAUACAACUUCUUCUUGAGGUUUGAGUUACACAGAAAGUUAGGGUCAGCAUGCAGAUUUUUACCAUGGAUAGAAGCCUAAAUUGAGGGGAAUAGCUAUAUGAUUGUAUUACUGUAAUACAUUUCAAGCUCUUGCAUGAGAGAGAGAUAAAAGCGGAAGCUGCCUGUUAGAGAUGCUGAAGGAUUUUGCUCCUAACAGCAGGGAAACGGUGGUGGCCAGUUGCAGCAAGGAAUGCUUCAAACUGCUGUCUGCUCUUCUGUUCUGGUCCCAGGGACCACGAGGAAGGAAGCAGUUUCACAGAGUGGUGGGAAGGACAGCUGUUAUAAUAUGAUGCAGUGUGUUGCUGCUGGGCAUCAGAUUGUUGCUCUAGCCAACUUAAGACCUGCUGAAACCACAGGGCAGAGUGAUGAAUUGGACAGCUAUAUGUACCAGACAGUAGGACACCAUGCCAUUGAUCUAUAUGCUGAUGCAAUGGAUUUGCCACUCUAUCGUUGCUUCAUAAAGGGUACCAGCAUAAAUACUGGAAGAGUGUAUACAACAUGUCAGGAAGAUGAGGUUGAAGACCUUUACCACCUCUUGAAACUUGUUAAGGACAAAGAAGCAGUGGAGGGUGUGUCUGUAGGAGCUAUUCUUUCUGACUACCAGAGAGUUCGAGUCGAAGAUGUAUGCAGAAGACUUAAUCUUCAACCUUUAGCUUACCUUUGGCGUCGGAGGGAGGAAAUACUGCUUAAAGAAAUGAUAUCAUCUAACAUUGAAGCCAUAAUCAUAAAAGUGGCAGCUUUUGGUUUAGAUCCAGAUAAGCAUCUUGGAAAAACAUUGGAUCAAAUGGAGCCUUAUCUUUUGGAGGUUUCUGAGAAAUAUGGUGUCCACAUUUGCGGAGAAGGUGGAGAAUAUGAAACAUUCACUCUGGACUGCCCUCUAUUUAAGAAGAAAAUAGUUGUAGAUUCUGCAAAAGUGGUUAUGCAUUCAGCUGAUGCAUUUGCACCUGUGGCCUACCUUCAUUUUCUGGAAAUGCACCUGGAGGAUAAGGAGAAAUCUUCAGAUACAUUUAUGGGCAGUAGCUGCUCUUGUGAAGUAAUCUGCAACAACAGUGAUAGUUUAUCUUCUUUAGAACCGGAUGAGCAACAGAAUAUCAGUCCAAUCAUCUGGAAGGCUUUGAAACAUAAUUCUUUGGAUUUCAGUAAGACAUUCGGAAGUUCAGGGAAAUCUCUGACUGGUUACCAGUGGUUUUCGUGCAUCACUGCACACUUUCAUCCAUUAAAAGACAAAAAUGCUCAAGAGGCAGCAAGGGAAGCAUUUUCGGCUCUCCAAGCAAGUAUAACUUCAGAGGGAUUAAAACUGAAGGAUAUUAUUUUAGUUCAUCUGUAUAUGAAGAGCAUGAAAGAUUUCAAUGCUAUAAAUUCAGUUUAUGUGACAGAAUUUGAUUUGUGUCCACCGGCAAGAGUGUGUGUGGAAACCCUGUUGCCUGAUGGAGUAUUGUUUUGCAUUGAUUGCCUUGCACAUAGCUGUGACAUUGCAACAGAUGACGUAUUAAGUGAGGAAAAACUGGUCAUGCAUGUACAGAGUAUUUCCCACUGGGCACCUGCUAGCAUAGGACCUUACAGUCAAUCCAUCAAGGUCGGAGAUAUUCUCUACUGUGCUGGACAGAUUGGCCUAGUACCGUGUACUAUGCAGCUUGUUAGUGGUGGUGUGUGGACUGAGGCCACAGUUGCUCUCAGUCAUGUUGAGAAAGUCCUCCAGGCUAUGAGCCAGAAGACUACGCUACUCCAUGUGAUCACAGCGAUCUGCUAUGUAACCGACAGCAAACACAUUCCUGUUGCUCAUUCUAUUUGGAAGAAGAAAUUAAGAGAUUGUAAAAAGGUUGACGAUCCAGAAGCAUAUAGUGAAGUAGCUGCAGAGUGUGGGAUGCUUGCUGUGGUCGUUGUAACUAACUUACCUAGAGAUGCUGCCAUUGAAUGGCAUGUUACUGCAGUAGUUGAUGACCCACUCCACAGAAAACAUUUUGCAAAGAAGAUGUUAUCAGAGGGCUUCCAAAUGGAUUGUGAGUCUGUGAAGUCCAGUUCUGCAUCUUGUGCAUCAGUCUCUGUACGUCUGAGCUUGAUUUUACCUCCUACUUCUCAGCUUGAUUUAGAUGGACCUCUUCAUGACUUAGUUUCUAUGUUUGGACAAGCUGUUGAGAAACUUUCAGAAGAUUGCAGUGCAAGUCCUUUGUCGUUUAGAGCUUUCUUCAAGAAGGAUGUCUUUGAUAUUGGAAUGUUACAAUCAGGUUAGUUUCUGUGCCCAGUUGGCUGCCACAAAUUAUUUGCACUACUGAGACUCUUGAUAUAGUGAAAUAGUUAUACGUCUCAUGUGAACUGUUGAGUGCUUUCCAUUGCAUGGAGACAUCUGGAAUCCAUUUAAAAUAGGGAUAUGGUCAACAGCUCGAGUGGUUUAUCUUUUAUGAAGGAGGUAAGUAGUUCAGCUUUGCUUUAGAUCAUGAUUCUUAAGCAAAAUGGAGGAUGUUUUUUGAAGCACUUCUGAUGCAAUAUGCAAGUUAGUGAUUAUUAUGAACAUGCCUUGCAUGAUGAGGUCUUAGGUUUGGUUUUAAUUUGUUGAAUAGAUACAAAAGUAAUGUCAACUCUCAGCAUACAAAAUAACUUCUUAGUUAUUACUUUGUAAUGAUAGGCUGUUUUGUAAGCAGAACAUUUCAAAGCCAUUUGAAAUGUUCAGUUUCUUUGAUUAAGUAGACUUUGAAAACGUGUCAUUGUUGUCCCCUCUUUGAUUCCAUAAAUUUAGCUGGUAUUUGUGCAAGAUCACCAGAUUGCUUAGAAAAAUCGUGGUCUCCUAUAUAAAGCACUGAGAACAAUUACUGAAUUUAGAUUUUGUUUGAUUUAUUAAAGUUUUUCAGAAGAUUUUUCUGUCCUUACAAAAGCAGUCUUUCACAAAACUUAAUGUGUGUGUAUUUAGGGCUCUGCCUUGCAAAUAACCUUCUUUCACAUUGAUUUCAUGUACUUAUAUGAUUAAUUUAAAAUUUUGCCAAAAUAGUAGAGUGAGAAAGAGGAAAUUAAUAGUGUAUUUUCAGGGUUUCUGCUGACUCAUUACCUUGUAGUUUAAAAAUAGAGUAUUAAACAGCUUAUGUACAUUCACUUUAUGGUAUACAAAAUUGAACUAUGGCAGUACUAAUUUAGCCUUUUAUUCUUUGAAUAAAAUCAACUGAUAAUUAAUAUUGUUGUUUAAAUGAUUCUUACAGUAAACCUCAUGUCAUCAAUUAAGAAUGGCAAGGUGGUAUGAUUAGAAAUGAUUAUGUUUCAUUUACUGCAAAACACCUGUAGAUAAUGUGGUUUGUAGUGUAAAUAUCAAUCACUUCUUUAGAAUACAAAAUAGCCAUGAACUAUUAUUUUUCAGAAAACCCUUCAAAAUAACAAAUGAAAUUGAAACCUUAAGAGAAUAAGGGGAAGCUGCAGGAAAUACCAUUUUAUCACUUAUUAGAAUAUACUGGCAUUGGGUCAACUGGGAAGCAGGGGCACUAUACGACAGUAACAUGUACAGCAUUAUGCAAGAAAUUCUUUACAGUGAGGUGAUGGAGCACUGGAACAGGCUGCCCAGGGAGGUGGUGGAGUCUCCUUCUCUGGAGAUGUUCAAGACCUGCCUGGAUGCCUACCUGUGUGACCUGCCAUAGGGAACCUGCUUUGGCAGGGGGUUGGACUUGAUGAUCUCUGGAGGUCCCUUCCAACCCCUACAGUUCUGUGAUUCUGUGAUUAUAAAUUCUUCACAUGUAUAUGCACACACAUUGCAAAUUGACAGAUUUGAAACAGUUAUUUUAAAGAGUUAUAAAUUAGUGUGUUUAAGAAAAUUGAUCUAGUAAUCAUGGCACUAGGUGAGUAUGUAUGUACAUACCUCAUCCAUCCAUAAAGUAAUUAAAUCUGUGUGCACUUUUCUGAACUGAAGCUUGUCUAAAAUUACCUUUCUAAAAGUGGCCCCAUAUAAAGACAAUUGAAACAAUAAGAAUCCUGCAGCAAAAUUUUAACAUGCCUGAAAAACUAAGUAUCUAGUAGCUAGAGGAUUGUGACAAAUACCUUAAGGCAUAAGUGGAAAUUAGAAAAUUAAUUGAAAACUGAAAUUUUUUUCAUUGCCUCCAUAAACACAAUUUAUACAUGCAACUUAGCCUUAGAAACACUUCUUGCAAAAUGAAUGCAUUUUGAACAACCAAUUAUUAGUAUUAAAAAAAAGGUUAUCUACCAUGCCUUAGAUACUUUCUGUGCUUAAAAGCACAAUAGCUUAUUCAUUUUUCUGUACUGUUUAUGUCUUUACAAUGUGUUUUUAUAAAUAUUCAUAUUUUCUUUUUUUUUCUUGUUAUUCUCCUAAACAGUUGAAAUUUUACUUCCAAAAUGUAAAUAAAGAUAUUUCAAACUUUUCCAUGCAAAUAAAAUGAAAGCUGAUGCUUAGGUAUCCAACAGGAUGCAGAGAUAAAGUACAGUGAAUGUAGAUCCUCAGGAGAGACUUAAUUUAGACUUGAUUUAUCAUUUUCUUCCUUUUAGAAACUUAAGAUAUUCUACAGUGAAUUCUUCACUUUCACUUGUCUGGUUUUUCUAAUGAAAGCUUGUCACAUACUGUAGAUUCUUUAGUACAUUACAGUAAAAUAACAUUUACAAAACUAAAAUAUACAAUUCCAAUGUAUGGUUAUUAAUAAAGGUAAAAUAUGCACUAAUACAUUUCUGUUAUUUUGACCAAUAAAAUUUUCAUUUUUAAUAGCUACUGGAAAAAUUUAUGUAAAAAUAGAUAUUUUUUUAAAUGCAAAAAAUCUUAUAUAAAAUUGUGUUUCCUCUCCUUAUCGUUUUACAAGUCAGUUUGAUUUAUCCCUGCUUGGAAUAUUAGACUAGACGUGAAAGGAUAGGAACAUUUUACAGUUAAAGUACAUAUGUAUGCACCAUUGUAUAUACAGGUGAACAUUAAUUUCCUCUGGCUCCCAUCUCUGCCAAGAAAAUUUUCCACUUGUCAGUCAAUUGAUCCUAAUAUUAUCAUAGAAUACAGAAAGCAUUUAAAAAUUUUAAACCACAGAAUUCUUUUCCUUUCCCCACUCAUAUAUUUAAUUCCUACAGUAUUUGGAAAGGAAAAACUUUGUUUCCUGAAAGUAGAUGGUCAUAGUCAAGACUGAAGAAAAUUAAGAGAGGAUGUUGAGGGAAUGCAAUGGGUGGAAAGGUCUGUAGGGGCAAGCAGAUAAUUAAAUGGGAGCCUGAUCAUACCAUCUCAGCCACCUCUAAUGUUUGGCCAUUUUUCCUGUCAUUGUGGCUGCUGACUGUUGCUAGAAAGGAAUGAAGGAUGAUUCUGGCCCCUUUCAAUUUAAUUCCUCUGCUUACUUCUGAGUUUGCUUGCAUGAUUCUGUCAUGAUUACAUGAUUACACAGAGGAGGAUGUCAUUCAGGUCCUGUGAGAUUUUAAUAUUUAUAUGUUUAAGAAAACACUUAGGUGACAGUUGUUUCUUCUCACUCCCAAUGUUCAUUGGAUUAAAAUAGGCGAUAUAAGUUUAGAAAUGAAAGUUGCAUAUCAGAGUCCUCGCUCUCUGGAAUUUCUUUGCCAUUGUCCCUAUUCUUUCUGAUAUUAUUUAUGGCUUCUGUUGCUGAUUUCUGUUGAAAUUUUUCUGCAUCAUUCACAUAGUUCCAAUAACAAUCUGACAACAUAAAAAGACCACAGAAACACAAAAUCAUAUCAGUAGAGCAACACAGUCUGCUUUCUUUACAUUUCAGAUCGUACUGUUUUAACUAUGGUUUAUAGGUAGUUUAGAGUUUUCUUUUUACCUUUUUCUUGCUGAACUGUUUCAUGUUUUCUGUGUUUUUCAUGUGUACAUUAUUUGUCUAAGCAGGCUGUUGACACUUUCAUUCUGAAUUUUUAAGAAAUUUCAAAUAUUUUCUCCUAAGCUGGGAUUCAAGCUCACUGGUUUUUGGAGUUCAUUUUAAGUUUUCAGUGUUAUGAAGUCUGUCUUGAACAUGUUUUAUGUCAUUCAGUUUUCAAGCAAAACGCAUCUGAUUGCAGCUUAGCAAACCCAUCUUGGCUUCUUCUUACUUUGCAGUGUCUAGCAUUUGAAGUGUCUUUCUCUUCUUAAAAUAGACACUGGCAUUGACAGUCUCUGCUCAGGAUUCUGCAAGUUUGUUUUCUAAUAUCCUACUUGUACUAUUUCAAGUAACGGAAAACAAAUGUUGGCCCUAUGCUCUUGGGUCUUGUAUUUGACAAACUGCUUCUCCUUCAUUAUUCUGAAGUUUGUUAAUCUUAGAGGACUCUCACAAGAGAUGCAUAAUUUUUCUUGCAAAGGCUGAGUUACACCAGAAUGAAAAAACUGUGCAUAAUUUUCAUAUAAUUGCAAGGUAAACUGCAAGUCUGGUAAUUUGUACCAAUUUGUACCAAUUUGUAACAAGUACUUUCUGAUCAUUUAGAACUCUUUCGAAAAACUUCACAACUUUACAUCUUUUUACAACUUUAGAAAUCUUAAUAAAAUCCUCAUGGAACAGCACUUCCCCACACUGAUCACCUUUACUGAAAAAAAAACCAAACAGAUUUGCUGGUACACUGUAAUCAUUAGGCAGUAUUUUGCCAAACAGCUGCUGGUGUUCCUGCAGCCAUAGUUCCUUGAUUGACUAGUAGUGUUCUGUUUGCAAAGUGACAGUUCCAUAUUAUCUCAUUUGAAAAAUGUUCUUUGACCAGAUAUGAAUCUUUAUCUCUUCCUACAGGCUAAAUAUUUCUGCAUGUUUGGAACUAAUUGCAUCAGCUUCAUUAAUCUGUUUCGCGAUCUUAAAGCUCCUGAGGGUGUUUUAAUCUGGUGUUUGAGGUAACUUUCUUGAUCAACCCCUGAGCUUCAUCCUGUAACUGUGAACUGGACUUGACUAGUUCACUAGGUUGAGUAAAGCUGUUUGACUGUGAUUGCUGUUGCUUGCCUUCUUUAUGGAUCACAGAUUUUAUAUCUCAUAAAUCUCAUAAAAAGUCAAAUAAUGAAUAGUAAAGAAAUAGAAUUUAUCUAAAAUUUAUGAAAACCUUUUGUUGUCCCUAAAAGCAUAAUCAUGACCUUCUGCUGAAGUGAGUCAAACUUGUAGCCAUAGGGAACAUUUCACACAGACUGUAUUGCAAGAUUGAAGCUGAAAUGAAAGUACAGAUAGUUUACAGCCAUUCUGUAGGCUGUGGACCAAAAAAAAUUAUAACUCCUGGAGUAAGUUCAAACUGUUAGUGAUUACAGAAAGGCUGUCAUCUUGCUCAGUGUUCUGUCCAUGCAGAGCUUGUUGAAAUUUCAUUAAAUGCAGCAUUAGUGACAUUUCCAAAAUAAUGUGAAAUUUACUGUAGCAAAGAAUUACCUGGAAGUAGAAAUUCCACUGUUCUGGCUUUUUCUUAUUAAGCAUAUGAAUUGUACUUUGACCUUCUGUUUCUCAACUAUUUUCUUGUUAUUUGUUUAAAGAUGAAAUCUUUUUAAUAGCUGCCACUAUUAUCAUCAAACCAUUAUCAGUUGAUUUUUCUUUCUUAUGUAUUCUCAUUAUGUUUUUUUUUUCUUGUGCCUUCAGGGAUAUUACAUUGGUCUAUCAUGGAAUUUAGUAGAUAAUGUUUUUAGUACAAUAAAAAGAUAUAUCUAGAUGUAGCACAAUUGUAUCUUUUAAUUGCAGGGUACCUGAGGAAAGAGUUUAGCACUGUCCAACUGUGUUUUGUAGAAAGAACCUAGAGACAGGAGACAAAAGUAGUGACUAAUUCAGGUUUUCUUAGUAAGCCUGUAACAGAAAUUGAACUUUUGUCUACUGAAUUCUUGCCAAAUAUUUUCUGCAGCCUACUCUCCUGCACAGGCACCUUUCCAAAGUGAAAAAAGGCAUAAUAGGAAGAUGAUGUAUACAGAUUUAAAUUAAACAUACACAGUUCAUGAAAUUGUGGUUUUACUUAAUUCAGUGGUAAAAAGCCCUUUGACUUUAGUGGAGUCAGGAUUUUCUUCAGGUCAGACCUUUUUUACACUCUUAGGUCUUUUUUCUUUUAAUUCCUUUUAUGAAAAACACACUGAUCUGAAGAGGAAUAAGGUUGGUUUUGUCACCAUUAUUCUGACAUUUCUCUUUUUUUGUUGGGGUUGCUACUCUUCCAUUCUCAUUAUAUAAGUAGUAUUUUAUCUUUUGAUAACUAUUAAUUACAUCUCAGUAAAACACACAGUCAUUUACAUUGCGACCACAGAGUAAUAGUUAGGGUAAGGAUAGAUUUUUAAAAUUGAAAUUAGUAUGUUUUAAACUUAGAACCUUCUUAUUUGCCAUUAAAAUUAUGGACAGCUUUUAAGGUUAGUGUGAGUUCAUUUUGUUAAGUAGGAUAUUUAGUGAUAGUUUGCAGAUUAGCAAUCAGAAUUUUAGAUGAAAAACAUGGUUUGCUCCUGAUAGUUAAAUUUGUGAUAUUUGCUCUGGUUACAUUCUGUUUCUUCUCUGAUUUUAUUUCUUUAAUUUUCUUCCUGAAUACAGUGAGUGUUUUCCUCCUAUUUCCUCCUAUUUUUCUCCUAAAUACUGUUAUGGCAGUGAAAGAUUAGAGUUCACUGAGACAUAGAAAACAAGAAAGAGACUUGGUGGCAAAAUGGAAAAAAAAAACAACAAACAUAAUCAAUGCUUUUAAAAGAGCCUGAGAAGGAAAGGUUUUUUUGUUUGUUUCGUGGUUUGAAUUGUUGUUUUUUUUUUCUCUAUAAUGGUUGUAAAUGAUGGAACCACUGUAAGUAGUAAAAUCCAGAUUGGGAAGUGUCAUACAGUCACAAAAUAGUCUCUUACACAACAUAUUGACACCGGUUCUCAUAAAAUCAAUUGAGAGAACAACUGCUUUCUUGAACAAAUUAUUUUUUGGAGGACUAUAUUCCUCCAUUCUACUUCAUCUGCUUAUCAUCUUCAGAGAAUUCUGAGUUGUACUUGAUUUAACUUCAAUGGUUUCAAAAAGAAUACGAGUUAUUAUUCAAGUUUAUCAACUCAAAAGAUGUAUUCAAUAUGUAUACAAACUGAGAGAAGAAAUCCUUGAAAAGAGUAGCCUUGCUGAGAAGAACUCAGGGGCCCUGGUUAAUGGAAAACCUGACAUAAGCCAGCAGUGUGUACUUGCAGUCUGGAGAGCCAAUCUUAUCCUGGGCUGCAUCAGAAGAGGGUUAGCUAGCAGGGACAGGGAGGUGAUUGUCCCUCUCUGCUUUGCCUUCAUGAGGCCCCAGCUGGAUUACUGUGUCCAAGAUAGACUGAAGGAAGCCUGGAAAAGAGAAGGCUGUGAGACCCCAUUGUGGCCUUCCAGUAUUGAAAGUUACAAAUGUGAGGGAAAUCAAUUUUUUACAUGGGUAGAUAGUGAUAGGAAAAGGGGCAAUGGUUUUAAACUAAAGGAGGGGAGAUUUUGGUUAGAUGUCGGGGAAUUUUUUUACUGAGAGAGUGGUGUAGUGCUGGAAAAGGUUGCCUACAGAGGUUGUGGAUCCCCGUUCCUGGAGAUGUUUAACACCAGGGUGGCUGGAGCCCUGGGCAAUCUAAGCCAGUACUUGAUAUAGUGGCUGGUAACCCUGCCUGUGGCAGGGCUUUAGAAGUUGAUGAUCCUUGAGGCUCCUUCCAAACCAGACCCCUCUAUGACUCUAUGCUUAUUCCUCACAGGAUAUUGUGCUCUGGGGAGAAGUUAUGUGCAGGAUUUAAGACAAAAUAUGCUUAUGAAAGUUUAAAAAUUCCAAUGAACAUGGCAUAAAAUUUAAAAGAUAAAUUAAGAAUAGAAAGAUCUAAUAUAUAAUGUCAAAUUUUAAGUAGUUUUAAUUUUGUUCUAUCUUGCCUUCUGUUUUGAAAGUGAAGAAAUUAAAAGCAUUAAUGAAUUAUAUCUGCACCAAAUCACUUUCCAUCAUAUCACCUCUAAAUUAUGCCUCAGUAGUACUAGGAAUAGAACAGUAAACAUAAAAAUAACUGAUACAAAAAUGAAACACAUCUACUCAUCCUGCAAAGGUGAAAUUACUAUUGCUUUUUUAUUUGUGGUGCCAUAGAUAAGGCAGGGCAUAUAUGUCAUUUUCUUUUGACUGUUUGGUUUCAGUCUUUUGGUUUAUUUCCUAACAAUGUGUUUGAUUUAGAAAAUAUUUUAUUCCACUGAGCUGACAUGCUGUUGACCAACAAAAAAUCUUGGCUUACAACAUAUGUGUAAAACAAUCUUUGAAGUGGUAGAUACUGGCCUGGAUAACUGGAACUUCAGUUCCAUGUAAGUAAAUGAACAGAUAUAUAAAUAAAGGAAUAUACUCUACUCUUAGCAUGAAAGAAUUAAGCCUUGUCAGUUAAAAUGGUUUCUGUGAUUGUGAUACAGACCAAAGACUAAGAAUGAAGAAUGCCAUAGCUUUAGGCCAGACUUUUCAAACAUGGUAUAUUUAAGACUAAUUUUGCAAUCAUAUAGGCUGUAGAAUUCAUAAUUCUAGAACAAAAUUAAGAAUAGAAUUCAUAAUAGCAUUAACAUACCAAUGGAGUAUUAUCAAGAGUUAGUUGCAUACACUUAUUUCUUAUUAUCAGAACUAAUAUCAAAGUCAUAUUCCUAUAAUCUUUUCAAGUACAGACAUGUCAGAUGUAGUGUAGUAUAAACAUGUGCCAAACUGUAUCUUUAUCUCAGAAUAUUUUCUCUGUGUUUUUUUUUUCAUAAUAUGAUAGACUAAAGCUAAUCAUUGUGUAGGGUUUUGGCACUGAUUCAUUGGCAUUAGGUGAAGAUAGCAUGCAAAUUUGACUAGUACUCCAAGAAAAAUUGAAGAGCACUCAAUCUCAAAAUAGUUCUUCAUAAAACCAUUUAAUUCCCACCAUAUGAUAAUAUCCAAUUAUUUAGAAGUCACAUAAUAUUCAGUAUUGAGGCAUCUUUUGUUUCCUGGAUAAAAACAUAAUUUUAUGUGUAUUUAAGCAACUGAUAAUUUAUUUUCAUGAUGCUUAUAACAAAUAAGGUGUUCAUAUUGGACCCUACAUGGAUUUCCUUUAAAAGUAGUGAUUCCUUUCCUUGAGUUAUUUUGAAACAGCAUAACAGCUCUGUUCUGCCUGGCUGACUUAAUCUAGAAGACAUUUGAUUGAUUCAGAGGUGACAGAAAACUGUCAUGAUUGAAAGACCUGUUAUUAAUUGAUAGAUAAUCAGUCUUCAGUGAAAUUAGAAAUUAAAACAAAAACUGCCAACUGGCUGGCAUUGAUUCAGUUUAUAAAAAUAGGAGAAUGUGUUCAGUUAAUAUUGUUAUGUAACUGUAGGUAAAGUUGACAAUGUUGAUGAGUGUAGUGCCUGAAAAUUUUCCAAAUUUUCCAAAUUUAGAGUGGAGUCAGAAUUAUUUUCUUUAAUUCUGUUCUAAACUAUUUGGGUUUGAAGGUUCUUUGACAUUUGUUUGUUUGCUUGUUUGUUGUUGGUAGUUUUGAGGUUUUUUGUGUGUGUGAUUGCUUUGUUUCCUUGUUCAGUUUGGGGUUUUUGUUUGUUUGUUUGUUUUUGUUAGUCUAAGGUGAAUUUGAUUCUUCAGGAGUAUAAGCAUGUGCAUAUAGCUUGGAUGUGAUGUGCUUGAAGCACAGCUGAGUAUAUGAUUCAUCUAUUUGACUUCCUUAUGUACAUAUUGCUGCAAGUGUUGCCACUAAGACAACCUCUGCUGUGCAUGUCUUUGGGCAGAUUUAAAUAGCUUCCUUUAUUUUAAUUAGGAUGUCAAAGAAAAGCUUCUUUGUUUUUAACACUUAAAAUUAAGCUUGGUCUGAAGUCUAAAUUUAGCCCUACAGCAACAAUAAAUGCAAAGACAAUUCACUUUCUUGCAGUUGCAAAGGUAAACUGGAAAAGAAGACUGCAAAGUAGUAGAUCUGGGUAAGACGCUUCCAGUUUAUAUAGUUUCUUUUCUAAUUAUAACUGCUUUUAAGCAGCUGAUCUAUUUGCUUUAAAAUUUCCCUUAGGCUAGAAAUACUGAAUUGCAAACUUCUCUAUUCUGCAUAUUUUUAAAACUAAAUUCUUCUGAGCAAUAGAAGUGAUAAGGAAAAGCUUACCAGACAAACAGAUAUCACUAUAUCUCUCCAUAAAGUGUGCCUAAAGUUUACUAGACAAAUACAUAGCACUGUAUCUGAAUAAAGUGUGCCUAAAUCAUUCUGAAAUUAAAAGUGUUACAUUGUUCUGCAUGAACACUGAUUGUAUUUCCACUUGAAGCUGGUUUGUUAAGACUGGAAAGCCAUUCAGGAAUAACUUUGAAUAGUAAGGGUUAGCUGAUCAUUUAAUGUGAGGGACUAUGCAAUGCAGUUGUCUGCAAUAAUAACUCAAUUAGCCAGACACCCAUUUAAAUUCAUUGUUGCUGUUAAAACUGAGCGUGAUGCAAUUCACAGUUGCCUGGACACCUAGGGUAAGAUUAUUUUUUUCUAACUGCCUAGAAGUUGACUGUUUUGUUUAACCUCAUGGUCUCGGUUCUUUGUGCUGGGAGACAGACACCUUCAAGAACCGUUCAUCCUAUUUUGCAGUGGGAUUAAUAAUCUUUUGGAACAGAGAGCUGUUUUGCUUUAGACAUCUAGCUCUUAAACUGUUAAGUUACAUGCAAAUAGCUCCAUCCUAAGUUUAUAAAAGAAUAUGUUCUUGGCCCACAGCAAGUAUUUUUUAGUUUGAACUUUCAUAUUUUAAAAAUCAUAAGGCUCAUGACUAAUAUCGGUGAAUCAAUAUGUAUUCUUGUGAAGUAUUCCUCCUGAAUGUGAUCAAGUCAGAAUUAAAAUAAUAAUUAAGACAUUCAUUUCAAUGGCUAUUCAUUCUGGCAGGACAGUGUUGAAAUCUGAACCUGUCUCUAUAGAUAACAGCCUAUUGACUGUUCUGUGUCUGACUCUUUCAGAGGAAAAUCUCAGCUAGUAACUUCAUUCUGCAUCUCAAACAGCCCCUUAGCCUUGUCUCUGUCAUCUAGCUGCCACACUUCCCAGCCACUGUCUGACAGUUUGACAAAAUUAUAUAUAAAUAACAAAUAUCCAGGUGAUAUGUAGUGAAAGAUAUAUAGUGAUAUCCAGGUGAAAAUACAGUGAUAGUAUAAAAUACAUUAUUCUUGUACUUCAGUUUUUCCGUAGUGUAUCUGAUUGCAUUCUUUAUUUUCUGAGGUAAACUAAUAUAUUUCAUUCAGGAGCUGCAAAGCUGAGUGCUUAAGAAAUACACCAAGUCUUCAUUUUAGCAUGCUUAUGCAAUUGAUUUGUAACUAUUUAAUUGAAAAAAAAAAAAAUCAGUCUAAUCACUUUUAGUGCAUAAGUUAUAUUCAGCCUGUAAAUUCCUCAUUAUUCAUACACAGAAGGAUUUGUUCAGUGAUUGUGACCCCAAGGAUUUUGUUGAUAGAAUAAUCUGCAUUUCUAAAGAAAGAAUAAGCAGCAUGGUAUUUAAUUCUCUAAAAGAAAAGUUAUGAUGCACAUGAAAGCAUAAUGGCAUCUUACAGUUUUAAAAACAAUAUCCACAACUUGCUUGUCAAUUGGCCUGUUCACUUGUCUAUCUGUUCUGUACAGUCUUGAUCUAAUAAUUGCUAAUUAUAUCAUUGUUUAUCAGCUCAUUUGAAACAUCCUGAAAUUCAGUCUAGUUCAGCAAAUUGCUGUGCUUAAGGCAUUUUUACAUUCCAGGAAAUUAGAAUAUCCCUAGAAGGCGAAGAAUUAAUAAUAAAAAUCCUCUUUUGUAAAAGAUUAUCAUUACAGAGCAAAUGGAGCAGAUCUUUCCUAUCUUAGUGCAUUUAAUAUUCUCAUUUUUUGCUAUGAAAUUUUGAUGGAAAGACUAUGUGGGGAUCACUGUUUUAUUAACUUGUUAAGAGAAAAAUUUACUGAACCACUACAGCGUACUGAUUUCAGUAUCUGCUAUAUGGAAAAGCGACAAUAGUAAUGGAUGACAUUUAGACAUUUCCAUAUGGCAGCUAGCUCAUUCUUCAGAUGUUUCAUGAUCUUGACUUUUCUGUCUGGUAUUGUGGAGUUUCUUACUAAUAGAUCCAACCUUACUGAACCCUGGAACUUUGAGAGUAAAGCAUUAGAGAAGCAAAUCCACAGAUCGUAUCAUUCUGUUGGAAAGGGGAUUCUGACUGGUAAGUGGGCAAUAAGUAGAAAUUUUAACAGUACAUGCAGGGCAUUUGUGAUCAGUUACUAAAUGUUGUUUGAAUGAUCACGCAUGCAACUACCUCUAGAGUGGAAGAGAUUAACAUAUUUCUUGAAAUCCAUUAUAUAUAGAGAUGUCUUCAUCUAGUUAUCUGCAUAACUAUAAAAUUACAAAGGUAAACAUAAUAUCUAAGAUAUGUAAUGAGAAGAAAAAAGGUAGAUGUCAGAAUAAAGUUGCUGUCCUCUAGAUAAUAUUCUUGGAGUUUCUCAAGUACAUAAACACAAAUUGUCUUCCAAGUUGUUUUUUUGUUUUGUUUUUACUGUAUAUUUUAUUUUAAAAAAAUAUCUUGCAGCUUAAUCUUGGUGUCCAACACUGUUUUUAUUACUCAUUUAUUAAUCAUUUUGGCAUUGCAUGAUUGGAGUCUUGAAAAAAAAGAAGACCUCUGUGAUCUUUCAUUUCAUUCUACAAAGUGAGUGAUCCUUGUAAGUAGAGAGGAAAUCAUUACAACACAAUUCUGAAACUAAUUUUGAUAUGUCUGUUCUUCUGUCAAGCUUUUGGACAAAUAGUAGUUUAUUUCUCAGCUUGUUAUGUUGAUCUCUUAGAAAUCUCAAGCUGAUUUCUACUAUAAAAUCUUAAUCAUUUAGGCAAAGUAAAAAGCCUUUGUAUUUGUAGUAUUAAGGUCAUGCAGUUAAGUGAUUUACAGGAAUUAUCUAGUUUAUUUUUGCCAAGCCAUUAGAAAUAUGUUCUGGAGAUUAUUAAGCCUAGCCCUAGAAAUUGAAAUAUUUGACUUUCAUGAGGUAAAAGAAAUAAGGCAUCCAAUAAUAAUCCAUUUUGUGCAGAAAUGGUUUACUGCACUGGAUUGUGAAGAAUCUAUACUAUAUCUCAUAGUUUUUAUCCUAAGAUUCAAAAAUAUGAAUAAUUACUCUGGAAAUAGGGAUACAUGUGUAAUUUUCAAGUCAGUAAGAUUUACUUCUGACAAAUUUAUACUGUCAGAAGUAAACUUACUGAUAUUAAUACACCUGAGACAGGGGAUUUGGAACUUGAUGAUACUUGAGGUGCCUUCCAACCCAGGCCAUUCUAUGAUUCUAUGAAGUGCAGAGUCCUGCACCUGGGGAAGAAUAAACACGUGCUUAUUUAGCAGCUGACCUGCUGAAGAGAGGCUCUGCAGAGGAGGACUUGGGUUUCCUGGUGGACAGCAGGUUGGCUAUGAGCCAGAAGCACGCCCUUGUGGCCAAGAAGGCUAAUGGUAUCCUGGGAUGAAUUAAAAGCAGGUCAAGGGAGGUUGUGCUCCCCUUCUACUCUAUGUCAUGAUGCCACAUCUGUAUCCAAUACUGUGUCCAAUUCUGGGAUCCCUAGUUAAAGAAUUUAACAGAAUUUAACAGAGGACCUUAAAGAUGAUUAGAUGCCUGGAGAAUCUCCUUUAUGAGAAAAGGCUGAGAGACCUGGGACUGGAGAAAAAAGAGAGUAGAUCUAUCAAUGCUUGUAAAUAUCUGAAGGGAGGGUGUAAAAAGGAUGCAGCCAGGCUUUUUCCUGUGGUCCCAGCAACAUGGAAGGGGGCGCAGAAGGCCCAAAAUGGAACACAGGAAGUUCCUUAUAAACAUGAGAAAAAAACUUCAUUACUUUGAGGGUAACAGAGCAGUGGAAUAAGCUGUUUACACAGGUUGUGGAGUUGGACUAGAUGAUCCCAUGGUCCUUUCCAACCCUUACAAUUCUAUGAUUCUGUGAUUCAUAAGGUGCUAUUUCUAGUUUAAAAAAUGAAAUUCUAAAAUUUAGCGAUUGAGUUUAGGAACCUUAAACUCAAAAUACAGACACAAAAGUCCCAUCUAAGGCCUAAGGAGAUAACUGCCUGUCUUUACACCACUGGCAGCCUUUGCAAAAUUCAGUAAAGAGUAGCUCUAUAUGCGUCGUUGAGACCAAAAGAACUUACCUAAGGACUUCCAGUUACUCAGAGGCAGAGUUGGCAAUGGCAUUCCCCUCCCUGGAUAAUUUAUGCUAUGCCCUGGACCAUCAGCAUACUGUCUGAAAUGUGAAAUCAUUGUUUUUCAUAUAUCAAGAUUAAAACAACAGGUGAGGAGUACUAAAUAUGAAGAGGUAGUUCAUCUGAGAAAUUCUGACAAGAUCUACUGUAUGCAAGUGAAUCAGAAGCACUUUAUUAUACAUUUAGAAUUUCAAGACUGAAUUAUAGUUUUAGUAAUCAGCAGUUCCCUUUCUCUUCUGUCUUUUUUUUUUUUUUUUAA
Molecule: messenger RNA, 16972 nt
Organism: Lagopus muta (rock ptarmigan)
Lineage: Eukaryota; Metazoa; Chordata; Aves; Galliformes; Phasianidae
Gene: DPH6
Product: diphthamine biosynthesis 6
Exons: 16
Coding region: 988-3027 (679 amino acids)
Biological process (GO): protein histidyl modification to diphthamide
Molecular function (GO): diphthine-ammonia ligase activity
Source: RefSeq, a predicted model, not a curated record